AUGGUGCAGUUGGAGUUUAUGAUCCCCUUGAAUAAAGAGGAGCUAUUGAAAAAAGUGAACGUUAAACAUUACGUCGUUACCGAAGUCUACGCUAUCAGAACCCUCCAUGCUUUACUUAAAAUGAUGUCAUCCCUAACUACUGAUUUGCUGAAACUGUUCGAGAACGAGAGGCAUGAUUCUGAAUCAAAACUGAUAUAUCUGAAUGUGUUGAAGAUGUCCUGCUACAUAUUUGUGAUGCUUAUGGAUAAGUUUGAAUUCGACGUUUCUUUGGCUUCUGAAGCUCAAAAUAUUAUGAAGAUGGGCAAGAAGAAGAUGUCGGCACCAUCGUCGUCGUCAUCAUCGGCAGGCAAACAGCUGAUCGAAGUUUGGGACUUGGAAAGGGAAGCCGGGAUGAAACAGCUGCUGCAGCUGCUUCAGUUGAACGUUGUGAGGUUGUGGGAGCCACAGGUCGUGGAGGAGGAGUUCGUCAGGUGUGUUCUCGCUAGCUGCUGCUGUUUUGGUGUCUGUGGUGGUGGUGGUGCUGUUUUGGUGGCUAUGGUGGUGGUGAUGAAACCAGUCAAAGAUUCCAUCUCCCACAUCAUUGCUAUAAUGGUCAAAAAUUUCGGUCACUCAUAUGCUUGCGCCCUGAAGCUAAUGCAGCUGCUGCAGCAGAGCGAGCAGCUGGUGGCGCCACUAUCGCAGCUGGUGGCGCUUGCUUGCGACGGCUACAACUGCAAGAUGAUUGUUCCUGAGGUCAUGAGAGAGAUUGGUCGAAUUGACCUUCGAGAUAUAACCAAUGAUACAACGGCUACUAAAUCUUAUGCCUCGUUCUCGUACACUAUUCGCAAUGGCAUCCUAUCAGCUCUUGGAGAGCUGAUAGUCAGGCUGAUGAAUGACAGUUCCAUCGAUGACUCCAAUAACAGCAGUGACGUCACCAAUGAUGCUUCGGAUCGAAAGAUGGCCAUGGGCGAGAAGAUGAAGAAUACCAGGGAUAAAUUCUUCGAUCAUCUUGAGCUGGACGUAUUAAACGAAAUAUAUAUGAAAAUAAAACUUGAUAUUGAUAACAUAAAAGUGAAUAUUGAACGCAAUGAGUCAAGGCUAGAUCAACUUGAUCGUUUUGAUACAACUGUGCGUGAUGGACUUGAGACAUGCAAAAACGAAUUAAAAGAAACGUAUGCUGGCAUCGUUAGUAAAGGGGGUGGUGCAAAUAUUGACGCCAUCAGGAGUGAAGUAAAAUCGUUUCAGAAAGCUCUGGAUGAGGCAAAUGAAAUUAAAGAGAGGGAAUCAAACCUGCUGAUGUUUCGUCUAUCGGAGAGUGAUGAUGAUCGUGGUAAUGUCCUCAAGAUUUUGAAGCAUCUGUCGGAGGAUGUUUCUGAUAAAAAUGUUAUCAAGGUUUUUAGACUUGGAAAAAGACAAGAAUCAGUAGUUAGACCUGUGUUGAUAAAGUUGGACAAUGUAUUUCUUAGAGAUUCAAUAAUGAGAAAUGUUAAAAAAUUCAAAUCUUUGCAAGGUUUCUCACACGUCGGUUUAAGUCAUGAUUUGACAAUGGACCAGAGACAGGAAUAUAAAACAUACGUAGAUAGAGCCAAAGCCAUGGAAAAAGAAGAGAUAAAUCGGAAUUUUUUGUUCAGAGUGAGAGGACAGGCAGUGCCAAUGGUUAGAUUGCACAGCGUGGUGCCGAUGGUCGUUAACCGGGUCAAGGACAAAACCUGUGGGGUGCGUAGGAGCGCCAUUCAAGCCCUUGUCAUUCUGAUGGGGAACAAUACCCUUGUCACCAAGGAUGAUAAUGAUGUCGGCGUUGAUAACGAUGGUGAUGCUGGUGGUGGUGAUGAUGAUGGCUUGCUUCUGAAGCAGAAAAAAUUUGUGGAAUAUUUGAGGGCGGGCGUGGUCGAGUGCAUGAUUGGCAUUCGAAAGAUGCUGCCUCUGAUCUGGUCGGGUGAGAAAGAUAUUAAAGAGGCCGUCCUGAGAGCUUACAAGGAUGUCUUCGUGGACGCUGGCAAGGAGGCGAGGAACAAAAGUUUGAUGAUUGCAGAUUCCCUGAUAGCCCUGGCCAACUCGACAAACACGCUGGGUGAUCUGCUGUCUCUUGAAGAACUGAUAAAAAAUCUAGUGCUAGAUAAUUCGCUAUCCGAUGAUGUCAUUCAGUGUUUUUGGCAGAGGUUCACUUUUAAAAUUCCGGAAACCAGAAAGAGGCAGUCGGUUGCUGCACUAGUGCUUAUCAAAUUCGUCGCCAGAAUGAUGAAUGAUGAUGGCGAGGAUGAAACGAGAAGAAAUGAUGGUGAUGAUGAUAAUAGUGGUGGUUGUUUGGUUGCCAUGCAUUCGUGCAUGGUUCUGUCUAAGCUCUCUAUCUUGAAAUCUCCAAGUGAGAGGCCGUUUAGAUUCACAGAGGAAUCCGAACUGGCUGUCAUUCUGCCGGACCUGCUUGUGUCAUGCCUGACGUAUUCCAACCAAUCGCACGUCGUGCCAAUGGUGGAGCAGAUGAUCACGGCUAUUUAUAGAGUUAUGGAAAACCCUGAUAGGUUAUGUACUGAGGUCAUCAAAAGGCAGGCGGCUAAGCUAAUUGACUCUAUCGAAAUUGACGGCAAUGAUAGAACCCGAUUGCGCAACGCAAGCAACGCAAGCCACACCAGCCACACAAAUAGUGGCUACAGCCUCUCAGACCCUGAUGGCGAGAUAACUGAGAAAGAGUCGGGAUUGGCAGGUGAGGAUUAUGAGGCGGAGCUAAUAAGAAGAGUCGCUGAGCAUGAACUACUUUCAGAUGAUGGAAGUCUACUGGGCUUGCUCAAGCCAAUCAUAGUUCACGUUUGCUCCAACCAGGUCAAAUUUGCUGACCCAGAUUUGUAUGCCAGUGCCUCAUUGGGCCUCGCUAAGUUUAUGAUCGUUAGUUCUGAACACUGCGAGCCUCACUUGCGCCUCCUUUUCACCAUCCUGGAGAAGUCGACCUACCCCGUGGUGAGGGCCAACAUCAUGGUGGCCGUCGGAGACCUGGUCACCAGGUUCCCUAACCUACUCGAGCCAUGGACUGGAAAUAUUUAUAACAGGCUUCGAGAUGACUCCACCGUUGUGCGCCUGACGACAGUUCAGACGAUCAGUCGCCUGAUCUUCAACGACAUGAUCAAGGUCAAAGGUCAGAUUAGUGAGUUGGCCCUUUGCACCCUUGACGAGAAUGUCGAAAUAUCGUCAGCGUCCAAACUAUUUUUUAUGGAGCUGGCUAAAAAGCCAAACGCCAUAUACAACAUACUGCCUGAUAUCGUCAGUAGGCUCUCAGAUCUCGAGACUCGAGUCAACAAUGAUCAGUUCAAGCCGAUCAUGAAGUUUUUAAUGUCUUUUAUCGAAAAGGAGAAACAGUCAGAGAGCUUGAUUGAGAAGCUGUGCCACAGGAUUCGUGCUACUGUACAAGAGAGGCAAUGGCAGGAUCUGGUUUAUUGUCUAACUCUUCUGCCUGCCUCUGACAAAACCAUCAGAAAGUUGAAUGAAAAUUUCCCGUGCUUCGCUGACAAGCUAUCCGAUGUAUUCGUUCUUGACUGCUUCUCCACUGUAAUCUCUAACGCUAAGAAGUUUGCCAAAGCUGACGUCAAAGAAGUUUCAUGUCAGUUGGAUCAGGCGAACGUGGGAAUAAAAGAAGGAGUAUCGUCAAGAAAGCAGCAACGGAAAAAGCCUACGAAGAAGAAGGGUAACACGAGAAGCAAAGCAAUGUACAACAUCGACGAAGAAGAUGAAGAUGAUGCGGAGGAUGAUGAUGAGGAGGAGAAUGAUACCUUUAAUGAUGACGACCACGAUUUACUGGGUAAUAAAACUAGCAAGAAUAAUAAAAAGAAUAAUAAUAAUAAUAAUAACAACAACAACAAUAAUAAUAAAAAUACUAAGAAGAGACCAAUUAGUAAGUCAUCUGAUGAUAGCACGGACAACGAUGCUAAUAAUAAUAAGAAUAAUAAUAAAAAUAAUAAUAAUAAUAAUAAUAAAUCUACAAGACCUAGAAAGAGAAUUGCCUUAAGAUUGAGCUCAAGUGACGAUGACAGCGUCGACUUCGUUUAA
Helobdella robusta is the source of this 4014-nucleotide messenger RNA. RefSeq lists its product as hypothetical. The transcript has 26 exons. Gene Ontology annotation, biological process: meiotic chromosome condensation; mitotic chromosome condensation. The record is from RefSeq and is a predicted model, not a curated record. The coding region runs from base 1 to 4014 and encodes 1337 amino acids. Gene Ontology annotation, cellular component: condensed chromosome, centromeric region. Gene Ontology annotation, molecular function: histone binding. Lineage: Eukaryota; Metazoa; Annelida; Clitellata; Rhynchobdellida; Glossiphoniidae.